CUUUGUUUAGACGGUUCAGUGGCAAACCUGAGUCCGUCUCACCUCCCCUCGCUCCCAACAUUCAGAUCCCAUCCCAAACUUCCCGAUCCACCUCCCCACCAGCCCACCGCCGACCCUUCCGUGGUGCAUCUUUCCUCGCUUCCCCUUCUUGUUCCUGCGACAUGUCUUCUCCCUCUCUCCUGGCCGCCUCCCGAGUAGCCGUCGACCGCCGAUACCGUCCCCUCCUUGUUCCUGCAGGUCGCCUCCGCAACCGCGCUAUCCAGCCCCUUUGUCUCCGGCACCUGUGCUCGACGGGCGCCCAUGCUCGACCCCAACCCCCAGAAGAAACCAGGUUUCCCCAUGAUGGCUGCGAUUUUAGUCCCUGGUGAUAUUGCUGCUGCUUCAGGAAAUGCUAUUCAGACGCUUUGGAGCAGCAUGGCCAUGGACAUGCUGAUGUGGCCUCUCGCACGGGCCCUGCCAUGGGCUUCCUUCUGCAGCUCCUCAACCAACACAACAGGGUCACCACUGAUUGCUCGGACUGGAGGAAGAAUUGCCGGAAGCCUGGAACGAAGCUUAGGUCUCAUUCAAGAGGGUGGAAACUCUCGUGACUGUCAGUUCUUCCUUCAUGUCUUUGGCAGGCUCAUGACAGGGUUCUUACCAGCUAGUGCCGCUGUUGGUAAAUGUUGGACAUAGAGGCAGGACUACAAAAGGCAAAGAUCAAGAACGAGGAUCCAGGGCAUUCACGAGUUGGCAAGGUGAUCGCCGCCUGAUCAGGAAGUGGUGCGGACGGCAGAAAUUAUUUUGAAGAGAAGAUCUCCGGUAUUCCAUUCCACACAAUAAAAUGCUUGACAAUCCUUCUCGCAAAAGGUGAAGGCGCAAAGCAGGCAGUUCAGUUCUAGCUGCUUAGGGAGGCAAAAAAAAAAAAAAAACCUAGACAUCACACUCAUUGCAUAUACCAUCAAACAUGAACGACCAUUGGAACUUUGGAAGGCAGCGAUGCUUUAAAAAAAAAUAAUGAACAACUAAAAUGAGCUAUGAAUGAAAAAUUGACGAAAAAAGAGGCGUGAAAAAAUUAAAUGGUAACAACAGAAAACGGGCGUGGCAAAGCGAGCCAGGUCCUUCUAGUAAGAAUGCAUUCGUUGCUUGCCAUGUUCUUUAAUUGUAGUAGUGGUGACUGGUGAGCCAUCGAGUACCAAUUUUUAGCCUAAGCAUUCUAGGGCAAACAGAUUGGGUAGAAUAUGAGAAUGUUGAAGACGAGCUGGUUAGCACAACAUUUUGGAAAAAUCCAGGCACCAAAAUAG
Molecule: messenger RNA, 1280 nt
Organism: Lolium rigidum
Lineage: Eukaryota; Viridiplantae; Streptophyta; Magnoliopsida; Poales; Poaceae
Exons: 4
Coding region: 301-672 (123 amino acids)
Source: RefSeq, a predicted model, not a curated record